CGGCCGGACUCGAACUGUAACUAGUACGAGGAACCAUUAACAUAUACAUAAAGUGUUAUUCUAUUGAAAACUAAUUACCGUUCUUUAGUGAAAAUGAGCUAUCCACCACACGGACCACCACCUCCCCCUUACUACGGACACCCAGGAUGGAAUCCACCACCACCGCCGUAUCCUCCUCGUCACACUUAUCCGCCUACAGAUUAUGGCCAAGUUACACCGCAGCAUCCCCCGCCAAUGCCUUACUACGUUCCUGGAACAAUGAUGGUGCCCGUGCCCGUAAUGCCACCACCAGACACGAAUCAACCAACAUACAUCACCAACUAUAUCUACCACGGAGAAACAUCCAGCACGCCGUCUGAACAAGUACAAAUAUCUGAAACGGCUGGCGAUUACGAUUGGGUUCCAACGACUUCGACGACAGCGAGCAGUCUUACUGGGAAAGCAGUGAUAGGAGGUCAAGAGGGUUGGGAUGGCAGUCCUCUGUGGGUAAUUCGGGCUUGGCACAAUGGGGAAUUGAUUCCUGGAAAAUUAUCCGUGAGACACAAUGCAGCGUCUGUCAUGUUCAACGGUAAAGAGAUUCCAGUUCAGAAUAUAGAAGUUCUAUGCGCUAAGCCUGAUUACCUUAGAUGGGUGCCGGCCUCUAAUGGAUCUGUACCUCCUGGAGCGAUCGCUGGUGGAAGAACGACGUCUGGAGAAACUCUAUACGUCGGAAGAGCGAGACACCAACUAUCAUUAACGCCUGGCAAAGUUCAUCCGACUCAUAAUACUUGUUACAUAGGAUUUGGGGGGGCGGAAAUUGCUUAUAAAAUGUACGACGUGCUCUGCAGGAUAAGUUAGAUUGGAUAAAGACUGAUAGUGUUACAUUUUGUGAACGUUUAAUGAGCAAAUUUAUUAUGUAGUGGAAUAUCCAUUACAAUUCCUGAAAUGGGAGUAAAGUAUAUUUUAAUAUAGUAUAUUCAAUAAAACUAUACAAUUUCUCAACACUGAUAUUUUAGAACUUUUAUUGAAUAAAAUAUUUACAUUAAGUAUUGUGAAAUCAUACUGUGUUUGAUUAUAUCCCUUAUCGUUAACAGAUAUAUUAUCAGGACGUGAUAAAUAACGAUAGCGAAUAUACAUUUUUCUUUGUGAGAAUUAUUGCACGUAAUCCUUACUUAACUAGCUACCCGGCCCGGCUUCCCAUGGGUAGAACAAGGGUAAUAAAGCAUUCACAUUGAAAGAAAACGUAUACACACUUAAAUAAUUGUCAUAUAUCAUAUAGUAGUAUAGUUACGUCUCGCAGUGUGAGUAAUUAUAAAAUAAUAAGUAAAUAAAAAUAAUAC
Messenger RNA from Vanessa atalanta (red admiral), 1319 nucleotides. Its product is annotated as sulfated surface glycoprotein 185-like. The record is from RefSeq and is a predicted model, not a curated record. The coding region runs from base 94 to 837 and encodes 247 amino acids. NCBI's taxonomy places the organism in Eukaryota, Metazoa, Arthropoda, Insecta, Lepidoptera, Nymphalidae. The transcript has a single exon.